Molecule: messenger RNA, 2771 nt
Organism: Orussus abietinus
Lineage: Eukaryota; Metazoa; Arthropoda; Insecta; Hymenoptera; Orussidae
Exons: 7
Coding region: 199-1836 (545 amino acids)
Source: RefSeq, a predicted model, not a curated record
CAGUAGAAGGGAUGAUUGGUAACGCUCUAUUUUUAGUAAGAUAAGGAGGAACUUGGAGGAACGCUUUAGGCUCCAGCCAGUUUGGCAGUCAGUCACAUAUGUGCAUAGCUAGUAUGAAAGUGAUCCACGAGUGAUUGAUAAGAUAGAAACCGAGUUUCAUAUCAUUUCCAGAAAAAUUUUUCCCGAACUGUUUGAAAAAUGCCUGGCAUAGAUUGGAUACCGGGUGUAUCGCAGGUGAAGGCCUUGGCUCAAGCGGUUACCGGUGAUACCGAGGGUGCCAUGAAAACCAUGGAGAAUUUUUGUAGGGAAUGCCCGGGAGUUUCGCAAGUAACUUCCGUAGUACAGCUUGCUGCAGGAGAUGCGGAAGGUGCAUUAGAAACUCAGAAAAUAUGCUUGGGUACCGUAAACAAUGUCGCAAAUGGUAUUCCUGUCAUUGGCCAUGCAAAAGGCAUUAUCCAUCACGCUGUCGGAGAUCCUGAAGGCGGCAACCAGGCGUUCAAUGCAGCAACUCGAUCUACAGUCGUUAUCUCAAGUGGUGCUGCUGCUUGCAUAGCAACAGGAGGAAUUGGCGCUAUUCCCGCCGGAAUAGCAGCUGGUGUUGGCUAUGAUGCUACAGCAAGCGCUAUAUCUGGUGAAGAUCAAGGGUAUAUUGCAGCGCUUAAAAAUGCUGCUGACAAUCCUUCAGCGGGCGCAUUUAUUGAUGCGCUCGCUAUUCCAGUGGGUGAUGGUUUGGCUGGCUAUUCGGGGGGACAAAUUGCGAAUAAGAUACAGCUGAAUCAUUUAGAAUCUCUUAGAGCAGCUAAAUUAGAUCGGAUCGAUGCGGCUGGUACUUCCGGUGAAGCAUUGCAACUUGGACGUGAAGCAAAUGCUUUAACUUCGAAAAUAAAUACAAUUAAAUAUGGUACGCCACACUUCUGGGAUGAUGCAAAGUCCGGAACAGUUGUUUCCGAGGCAUCCACUUCGAAUGUUGCAAUUCCUGUAGUUGUAGGGCCAGAGGAUGCAUUAUACCAUGAUUCAUACGUGGAGGUCAUUAUCACUGAGAAUAAUAGAAAAGAAGCGCAAAAAAGAAUGUACGAACGUGACAAACAAACACCAGAGAGAAGUAUUUCUCAAGCAUACAAGGACGUAAAAUUUAUUUCGCCCGAAACAUUAUCCGAUUUGCUAGAAAGUACUAAUGGAGAUCCAAAUCGUGACCCAAAUCGUGAACCAAAUAAUAAUUUAAAGGAAUGCGUAAGCCAAUUGAUAAGUUGGUCAUGGUUGGCUUUGAUUAUGCCAAAAGAAUUUCCGUACACGGCAGUAACUCAAUUAAACAGCUGUCAUGGAGGCUUGUAUCACAGUUUCAUUCGUCAUAUAAAUGAGUGGGCACAAGUUAUUCCCUCUGAUCUCAGUCGAGUAAUUGAUCGUUUGUCUCCACUUAUGGCCGAAAUUAACGACGUUGCAUCCGCGAAUAACGAAUUCGAUGCUGCAGAAGCUCGAAAUGCAUUUUUACAAGCUAGAAGACGACUGAAUCGUGAAACAUAUAAUGAUCUACAAGUGGCAUUAGUUGAAAUUCAGAUGACAAUGCAUCGUUUUAUUCAAGAAAAUAUCACCUUCGACAAUUAUCAGGGAAGAAGUGUUAAUACGAAUGGUGGGGAGCGAUUAUAUUUUAAAGUAGAAACGGAGGUGGGACCAAAGGCCAUGGUUAUUUGCUUAACGAACGAGCGAUUUGAGCCUAGAACAGGAGAUAGGCGCCCAAUAAGAAUGCUUUUAACGGUGUUCUUUGAACCUUGGAACGUUUUCAAGUCUCACGGCAUGCUUGAAACAAAAAAAGAAAUGCAAAAGAAAACACAAAAAUGAAAUUUGUAUACAUUUUAUGCAAUUUAUCCAUACAUAUGUAAGUACAUAUAUCAGGAAACUUGGUAGAGUUUCGCGCCUAAUAUACACUAACAUACGUUAUAUACUUAUGCGCGACGCCAUGUGAGUGCGUGCGCGCGCACGAUUUUUAGGAGCGAUCGCACUUAUACAGAUUCGCUGCAUGGAGUUCCGUACGUGACAUCAGCGCGUGCCCGAUGCUCCGCGCUCGCCGCUUCGAAACAACAAUGUACUUUAAACUCAUUGUUUUCAUCUUUCGCUGACUCGUGCGAACCACGUCGUUCACGACUCGCGUAUUCGGUGUUUACCGAUGUAUUGAAGUUUUGCUAAUUACCAUCGUUUGACCGUGAGCCGGAAUAUUUCAGGACAAAUGUUUUGCAAUAAAAUUACCAAUGUAGGGGACAAAUAUUUCAAUUGAAGGAUUUUAUCAUCCGAGCUCUUUAAUUCAUUCUUAAAAUGAUUAUUAUAAUUUAAAUUUUUGCAAUGAAUGAGAUAACGGUAGCAACAUGAGCGACUAAAUAAUAAUACUAACGAUAAAAAAGAUUGAUACUGUUAUCUUACGGUACGAUUUUAAUUAAUUUCACAUUACUUAUUAAAGUCACCUUAUGGACGGUGAAAGAAAUAAUGAAAAGCUGAACUCAUAAUAAAAAAAUUACAUAAGUGUAAUGUGUUUCGUGCGAUUGCUAUCAACUGUAAAAUGUGCCGAAAAAAAUUUACGUAAAAAACCGUACCCACCCUUCCCCUACGUCAGGAUUUGAUCUUGCGACACGUACGUUACACCUGACGUCAUACCGACUACGUCGAACUAUGCUGUUGGGUACCUCCUUCCAUCUAGGUUUUAUGUGUCCCUACGGAACAUUCAUAAUUUUUUUAUUAAUUUCCGUAGCUCGUAAAAAUUGUAUCUAUAGUAUAACUCAACU